Thelazia callipaeda (thelaziosis nematode) is the source of this 177-nucleotide messenger RNA. NCBI's taxonomy places the organism in Eukaryota, Metazoa, Nematoda, Chromadorea, Rhabditida, Thelaziidae. The record is from the annotation of a GenBank genome assembly.
AUGAAAUUGUCACCAGCACAGCAAGGUUUAAUUCGAAAUAUGGUCAAUGUUUUCCGAAUCUGCGUCCAGUGGGGUAGCGUCCCCUUUAUUGUUUAUUUAGGAUUUCGACAUGGAGCAGAUCGUCAUCCGAAUGGUGAAGUGGUGCCACUAUCAUUCACUGGUCUUUUUUACGGAUAA